CUUCAAAGCCACUGUGGGGCAGUCAAUGAGCCCAGUUAAUGCGAGCUCCCUCCUAUAGCUCUCGCUGCUCCAGAGCAAGACAAGACAAGAGUCUCCGCCAGACGCAAGCCUUUACUAACAACAGGACUGAAAUCCUCUCUCUCUGCUGCACUGGGGAACGUCAGGAUAGCCAUGUCUACAAGGAAGAUCUGCUGUCUUGUGCUGCUGGUCCUAGGGCUCCUGGCUAUUGCAGUUUCUGUCAUUGUAAUCCUGGCGCAGCCCAAGUGUGCUCCUGGAAGUUAUCUGCAUGCUGCUGUAGCAGCUGACACUGAAAUCUGUUCGGACAUUGGCAGGGACAUCCUACAACGUAAAGGUUCAGCUGUGGAUGCUGCUAUUGCUGCUCUGGUCUGCACUUCGGUUUUGAACCCCCAGAGUAUGGGCCUGGGAGGAGGUGUCAUCUUUACUAUCUAUAAUGCAACCACAGGAGAGGUCGUGGUGAUUAACGCUCGUGAAACAGCUCCAGAAAAUAUCAACCAAGACUUGUUAAAUCAGUGUAAUGAUUUUGCUCUCCAAAUAGGGAGCCAGUGGAUUGCAGUCCCAGGGGAACUUCGUGGAUAUGAAGAAGCCCACAGGCGCUAUGGCCGGUUGCCAUGGAAAUGGCUGUUUGAACCAACCAUCCAGCUUCUUACACAUGGAAUCAGAAUGCCAGCAGCGCUGAGCAAAUUUCUCAGUCACCCACUGUUACAGAGCUUUUUGAAAAAGUCAUCCUUGUGCCAGCUGUUCUGUGAGAAUGGUGUGGUCCUAAAACCUGAUGCAAUCAUCUUUUGGCCAACUCUGCUGAAAACACUGAAGGCUAUAGCAGAGAAGGGAGCCAGAGAAUUUUAUGAGGGCGAGAUAGCACAGAAUUUGGUGAAGGACAUAAAACAUGAAAACGGCAAUCUGAUGCUGAGUGACCUCAAGAAUUUCCAGGCAAAAGUGAUGACACCCCUGAAUAUUUCUCUGGGUGGAUACACAAUGUAUUCCCCCCCACCACCAGCUGGGGGUGCUGUUCUUCUCUUCAUCCUCAACAUACUGAAAGAGUUUAAAUUCACGCCAGAGUCCCUGGAGCCGGCCAAUAGGAAGAUUGAGACCUACCAUCGUAUUGCAGAGGCACUGAAGUUUGGCAAUGGGCAAAAACCAAAACUGGAUGACCCACAGUUCUCUGGCAUACAGCAGGUGAUUAUUCAGGAACUGUUGUCGAACUCCUUUGCUGAACUUGUCAGGAAGCGUAUAGAUGACAGAGGUGACCAUCCAGGCAGUUUUUACAAUCUCUCACAGCCAAGCAACACAGGCUACGGCACCUCCCACGUCUCCGUCCUCGCUGAAGAUGGCAGUGCUGUGUCUGUCACCAGCACUAUCAACCAGCCGUUUGGCUCAAUGGUAUAUUCUCCAAGCACUGGGAUCAUUUUAAAUAACGAGCUCGCUGACUUCUGCAAGAAGAAGCCAAAAAACAAGAUCACUAGCGGAGAGAGACCCCCCUCUGACAUGGUUCCUUCCAUUCUCGUCUCCAAAGAUGAUAACUCCAAGCUGGUGAUUGGAGGCUCAGGAGGGGACCUGAUUAUCAGCGCCACUGCCUUGGCGAUCAUGAACAAACUCUGGUUUGGCUAUGACCUGGAGCGUGCCAUCUCACUGCCUGUUCUCCAUGCCUCCAUGAACAACUCCAUCCAGUUUGAGCCAGGCUUUGAUGAGGCUGUUAAGGGGGAACUGCUGCGCAGAGGACACCAUGAACAGAAACGCACCAUGUUCCUGAAUGUUGUGCAGGGGAUUUCAAAGGAAGGAAGAUGCAUCUUUGCUUAUUCUGAUCGAAGGAAGCUGGGGAAGUCAUCUGGGUAUUAAGAACAAGUGCUGUAGCAAACAUUUUAUUGUAGCCAAAAAGAGUAUGAAAUAACUGGGUCCAGCUAUCCUGGAAGCACCCCUGACAUCUCCUGUACCAGUCGGACUUCCUGAAGCCACCUAGCAGAGAGUGUGGUGAGACUCAUAGUAACAACUGACCCUCCAAUAUAUGGAAAGCUACAUUCAAGCUGUUACAGGCACUAGUCAGCCAGUCUUGGCUAGAAUCAUACCCUCCAUUUAUUAUAUCUGCUAGUUGGGUCCAGAGGACAAAGGACCAGCACUUGUGUGAUAUAUAGAAAUACAUUUUGUGAACAGAGCAGCUAGUAACCAAGCAGAAUUUGGAAAGGGGAACCAGGCCCAGUGCCAAUGGGAGCUGCCCUCAGGGACCUGACUCUAUCUUCCCUAGAGUCUAAAGAGCCUCAGAUAGGAGGGGGGGUGGUUUCUUUCUGGCUUUGGAACCCCCCCCCACACACACACACACAUGUGAAUGUGCUUUCUGGCCACACCAUUAAUGUGAAAUAGGAAGCUAUGACAGACUUCUUUCUUUGCUCAGGUGUGUUUCAGCACCACCAAGUUGCACAGCAGAGCUGCAAGAUACAGCUUUGCAUGGACACACGAUAAGGGAGUGAGUCUAACAGUAUUUUGUCUAGCUCUUGCCUGUCCCAUGGGUAUCAUUUGACAUUAGCAUUAGCACAAACCUGUCUAUAUACUACAGCAUCUGUUGCCACAGUCAGCUACUCUAGGAAUGAGGGCCACCUCUGUAGCAGCACUGAAGGUUUCUUAGGCACUGCCUAAGAGAGAGUCUCUACAAAUGAGCGGUGCAAAGUGUGACUGUGCAUUCGUGUGGAUAAUGUGAAUUCUUUUCUCCUUUGGAAGGAACUGAUGAUGUAUUAUUACAGAUAAUCUUCCAGUUUUACACCUCUCCCCUGGGGGUGGGGAGCCCUACGCCUUUGUCAAAUUUCCUUGCUCAUCCUUAUCUAGAUGUGAGCCACAGUGAAGCUGAAGAGAGGCCCCUGGAUGAGUUGAAGUGAGGAUGCACAAGAAAAGGAAAUGAAUAUUUCUUCAAAACAGGAGGAGUGAAAUGGGUUCUGGGAGGACCCUUUAAAAUAAGGGUGCAGGUAAGAGUAGCCAUAUAAAUAAGAAGAAAACAAAGAAAGAGGAAGUGGGAUCGCUAAACACUGAGGAUGGAGUGGAGGUUAA
This is a messenger RNA of Gopherus evgoodei (Goodes thornscrub tortoise), 3051 nucleotides long. It is a transcript of the gene GGT5, whose product is annotated as gamma-glutamyltransferase 5. Gene Ontology annotation, biological process: glutathione catabolic process; inflammatory response; leukotriene D4 biosynthetic process. Bases 172 to 1854 code for a protein of 560 amino acids. Lineage: Eukaryota; Metazoa; Chordata; Testudines; Testudinidae. The record is from RefSeq and is a predicted model, not a curated record. The transcript has 12 exons. Gene Ontology annotation, cellular component: plasma membrane. Gene Ontology annotation, molecular function: glutathione gamma-glutamate hydrolase; leukotriene-C(4) hydrolase activity.